AUGAUCUUGGCCGUUCGCCAGCUGCAAGAGAAGUGCCAGGAGAUGCAAACUCACCUCUACACCAACUUCGUGGACAUGACGAAGGCCUUCGAUACGGUGGAUCGCAGGGGACCGUUUAAAGUCAUGCAGGAAUUUGGCUGUUCUGAGCGCUUAGCGCGUAUGGUACGUCAGCUCAAUGAUGGGAUGAUGGCGCACGUCACGGAAAACGAGGCAAUCUCCGAGACAUUCGCAGCGACCAAUAGAAUAAAGCAGGGCUGCGUACUUGCUCCCACUCUCUUCAGCCUCAUGCUCAUCGCCCUUCGAAGGAUGAUGGCCCAGGCUAGGUGCAGGGCUGCGUCUCAUCCUUCUGAACUUCAAAAAUUAUGUGCUUCUGUUAUGCUGUGA
Spirometra erinaceieuropaei is the source of this 384-nucleotide messenger RNA. The record is from the annotation of a GenBank genome assembly. Lineage: Eukaryota; Metazoa; Platyhelminthes; Cestoda; Diphyllobothriidea; Diphyllobothriidae.